GAAGCCCUGAUCCACCCCUGGAGCGCCUGGCGCAGCCCUGGGGGCCACAGCUGCGCACAAGCAGACCUGCCUCGGACCAUGGGGCCGCACCGACGGGGCGCACAGCUCGGCGCCAUGGCCUGCGGGCUCCUGCUGCUCCUCCUUGUCCUGGCCCAUGGCCACGACUCUGCCAGCCCCAUCCGGAACACGCACACGGGGCAGGUGCGCGGGAGCCUUGUCCACGUGGAAGGCACCGAUGCGGGCGUCCAUACCUUCCUGGGAAUUCCCUUUGCCAAGCCACCUCUGGGGCCGCUGCGGUUUGCACCUCCUGAACCUGCUGAAGCUUGGAGUGGAGUGAGGGACGGGACCUCCCACCCAGCCAUGUGUCUGCAAGACAUUGCUGCAAUGAAUACACAGACUGUGAAACUGGUGAAUCUGACCCUGCCGUCCAUCCCCGUGUCCGAGGACUGCCUGUACCUCAACAUCUACUCGCCUGCACGUGCCCGUGAGGGCUCUGACCUGCCUGUGAUGGUGUGGAUCCAUGGGGGUGCACUGUUUAUAGGCUUGGCUUCCAUGUAUGACGGUUCUGUGCUGGCAGCAUUUGAGGACGUGGUGGUGGUCACCAUCCAGUACCGCCUGGGAGUCCUGGGCUUCUUCAGCACUGGAGACCAGCACGCCACCGGCAACUGGGGCUACCUGGACCAAGUGGCCGCGCUGAGCUGGGUCCAGCAGAAUAUCGCCCACUUUGGGGGCAACCCUGGCCAGGUCACCAUUUUUGGCGAGUCUGCAGGUGGCAUAAGUGUGUCUGCGCAUGUGCUGUCACCCAUGUCCCAAGGACUCUUCCAUGGAGCCAUCAUGCAGAGUGGGGUGGUCCUGCUCCCUCGCUUCAUAGUGAACUCGUCUGACGUGAUCUCCGCAAUGGUGGCCAACCUGUCUGCCUGUGACCAUAAGAACUCCAAGGCCUUCGUGGACUGCCUGCGGGGCAAGAGUGCAGAGGAGAUGCUGGCCAUCACCAAGGCCCUCAAGAUCAUCCCUGCUGUGGUGGACGGGGCCUUCCUGCCCAGGCACCCCCAGGAGCUGCUGUCCUCGGCCGACUUCCGACCCGUCCCCAGCAUCAUUGGUGUCAACAACGACGAGUAUGGCUGGAUCAUCCCCUCGAGCAUGGGCAUCUACGACCAACAGAAUGGAAUAGACAGAGGGACCAUGCAAGCUGUUGUACAGAGAUAUUCAAAACCGAUGAUGCUGCCUCCUGAGUUUGGCGACCUGUUGAUGGAGGAGUACCUGGGGAGCAGUGAGGACCCCCAGACCCUCAAGACCCAGUUCCUGGAGAUGAUGGGGGACUUGAUCUUCACGAUGCCUGCCCUUCAAGUGGCACAUUUUCAGCGUUGCCACGCCCCUGUCUACUUCUAUGAGUUCCAGCAUCGGCCCAGCUUCUCCAAGGACACCAAGCCGCCACAUGUGAAGGCCGACCACGGUGACGAGGUUCUGCUUAUCUUCAGAUCCUUCUUCGGGGGCACUCGAGUGCCCCUCUCUGAGGAGGAGGAGGUGCUGAGCAGGAGGGUGAUGAAGUACUGGGCUAACUUUGCUCGGAACAGGAACCCCAAUGGCGAGGGCCUGCCACACUGGCCCGUGUUCGACCAGGAGGAGCGAUACCUGCAGCUGAACUUGCAGCCUGCAGUGGGCCAGGCCCUAAAGGCCCACAGGCGCAAAUUCUGGACCAAGUAUCUGCCCCAGAAGGUCCAGGAGCUGAUGGGGGCUGAGCAGAAGCACAAAGAGCUGUAGCCGCCUAUGUCGAGGCAGGUCGAGGGCUCAGGAAAAAGUGCCCGCACCACCCGUAGGGACUGCCGGCUGAAUCCUCCAUCCACGGCCAUCCACUCAGCCAGUCCAUGCAGCAUUCAUACUGCAAACGUGCAUACAAGAUAACAAAGGUCAAAUCAGAUACUUAAUGCUCUCUGUUUAAGGAUCUUUGAACUCUGUCUUCUAGUUCUGUUGACACACACGAUAAGGAGUAAACUUCAGUCACCCUGCCGUGAUCUAGAGCUCUACAGCCUAUUGCUUCCAGCUCUAUUGUGGUAACUGUUAUCCAACCUCUGCAGAGGCUUCUCCUCCUGCCUCUCCUCCCCGCUAGUGACCACUGUAGUUCUCUCUGCUGCUAUGGGGUCAACUUGUGUAGCUUCUAAAAGUGAGUGCAGGGGCCAGUGCUGUGGCACAGCCGCUUAAGCCACCACCUGCGAUGCUGGCAUCCCGUAUGGGUGCAGAUUUGAGUCCUGGCUGCUCCAUUUCCAAUCGAGUUUCCUGCUAAUGGCCUGGGAAAGCAAAGGAGAGAUGGCCCAAGUGCUUGGGCCCCUGCACCUGCAUGGGAGACCUGGAAGAAGCUCCUGGCUCCUGGCUUUGGAUCAACUCAGUUGUGGCUGCUGCAGUCAUUUGGGGAGUGAACCAGCGGAUGGAAGACCUUUCUCUCACUCGGUCACUACCUCUCUCUGAAACUCUUUCAAAUAAAUAAAAAUAAGUAUUAAAAAAGUAAAAGUGAGUGUAAACAUG
Messenger RNA from Lepus europaeus (European hare), 2520 nucleotides. RefSeq names its product cocaine esterase-like. Bases 79 to 1761 code for a protein of 560 amino acids. The record is from RefSeq and is a predicted model, not a curated record. The transcript has 12 exons. Gene Ontology annotation, molecular function: carboxylic ester hydrolase activity. Gene Ontology annotation, cellular component: intracellular membrane-bounded organelle. NCBI's taxonomy places the organism in Eukaryota, Metazoa, Chordata, Mammalia, Lagomorpha, Leporidae.